CCCGUUAAUAUAACUCAAUAAUCAAAAUCACCAAAACCCGAACCGAGUUAGGGCGCGGCUGGGUUACAAACAAUCGAACCCACCCACACACCCACCCUCCUUCAACCGUUUUGAAUCGCUCACCACCAACAAGAACUAUCAGGGAAUACGGUUGUGAUUUUGUUAAGCAUUCAUUUGAGAUUUUUGCUGGAACUUACUGUUAGGGAAUUUUAGGUGGAAAAAGGUAUCUCAUGCAAUAACAAGCAAUGGGCCGGCCCGAGCCUUCUGUGUUGUUUGCUCAGACAUUCGCUCAUGCACACCUCGAUGAAUAUGUUGACGAGGUGAUAUUUUCUGAACCCGUUGCUGUGACUGCUUGUGAGUUCCUUGAGCAGAGCUCAUCGUCAUCAUCACCCUCAGUAACACUUUUGGGGGCCACUUCACCUCCGUCAUUUGCUUUAGAGGUUUUUGUUCAUUGUGAAGGAGAAACAAGGUUUAGGCGUCUAUGCCAGCCUUUUCUAUACUCUCCUUCAUCUUCAAACGUCCUUGAAGUUGAGGCAAUCGUAACAAGCCAUUUGGUUGUUAGGGGAAGUUACCGGAGCCUUAGUUUGGUCAUAUACGGAAACACAGGUGAAGAUCUCGGUCAAUUCAACAUAGAUGUUGACCUAGACGCCUCUUUAACAAACACAGUGUCAACCGUUGAGGGCAACCUUGAUGACCUCCCACCUGCACUAAAUCCCGUAAAUUCAACCGUUGAGGAACCCAUAUCUCCGUUAAAGUCUUUAACGUUUAAACCUAUCGCAUCAGACAUACCAGUUGAAAUAAAACAGUUUUUACAGACGUCUUUCAAGAUUCUAGAGAUCCCAAAUGCAGGAUAUGAUGCUUUGAAUACGGUUGUUAACUCUCUUGUGUCUGCAGCAACCGUGUAUUCAACUCAAAGCUUGCAAUGUGCAUCUGGAAAUCAUGAACCAGUUGAUAGCGAAGAAUCUUGUUUUGACUUUAGUCAAGCCAAUAAAGACCUCCUUGAUAUCUUUAAUCGACUUCUGCCUGAAAAUUUGACUGAUAACGUUUUUCUCGAGUCCGAGGGUGAUUUAGUCAAUUCCAAACAGUUGGUUGAUAUUCUAACACAACGUUAUCACGAUCUCGAUAAUUGUGAAAGUGUCGCUGGUGCUCAACUUCCACAGAGCAAGCUUAUCAUGGUGUGGCUGAGUGUCGCACUUCUAUUAUGCACGUAUAAAGAAAGCUGCUUCAACUUUGUUAACAGUGGGGGCAUGAAGCAACUCAGUGACGUUUUCUGCACUAAAGUGCGUUCAAGUUCCGCUACACUAAUCCUUCUUGGAGUUAUCAAGCAGGCUACUAGACAUUCUAUUGGCUGCGAAGGGUUCCUAAACUGGUGGCCCCGUGAAGACGAUAAGAUUCCAACUGGCACCAGUGACGGUUAUAAUCAGUUACUUAAGUUGUUGAUUCAAAAGCCACGUCAUGAUGUUGCUUCUCUUGCUACUUAUAUUCUUCAUCGUGCACGCUUUUAUGAAGUUGCUUCGAGAUAUGAGUUUGCUGUACUACAUGUGCUGGGAGGUUUAUCUACUGCUGGUAAUCUUACGCCUGUCACUAUCGACAUGCUGACAAGUGCUAAGCUUCAACUCCGAAAACUCUUGAGAUUAAUAAAUUCCAACCCGCUAGUUGAAGAUCCUUCUCAAGUUGCAAGCAUGAGCAGGUCACUUAUUCUUGGUGAAACAGAUGGUCUACUGUCGUACAAAGCUACUAGCAAGCUAAUUACCCUGUCAAAUUACCGGUUUUCGAAUUGGGAUAUUGACUCAAAUCUACUUUUUCUUCUUAAGGAAAGGGGGUUUCUACCUUUAUCUGCUGCACUUUUAUCAUCCUCUACAUUACGGUCUGAAGUGGGGCAUAUUAGGGAUGUCUUUAUGGAUAUCACAUCAUACAUUGCAUCGAUAAUUCUUUCACUUGUUUGUUGUCGCUCAGGUUUAAUGUUCCUUCUGCUUGAUCCUGAGCUGUCAACUACAGUUAUUUAUUCCUUAAAAGGACCUGAUUCGAGUAUGCAAGAGUCUAUCCCUCUUCGUUACGCAUCGGUCUUAAUAUCCAAGGGUUUCUUUUGUCAUCCACGUGAAAUCGGAAUAAUCACGAAGACACAUUUAAGGGUGAUGAAUGUGAUAGAUCGCCUGAUUACCUCACAAGGGCAUUUAGAUGAACUUUUAUGGAAUUUAUGGGAGCUUUGUUGUAUUUCCAGGUCUGAUUGUGGACGCCAGGCUUUGUUGGCUAUAGGACAUUUUCCAGAGGCUGUUUCUGUUUUGAUUGCUGCAUUACAUUCUGUUAAAGAAUUGGAAUCAGUAGCUGUGAAUACCGGAUCAUCACCACUGAAUCUCGCCAUCUUUCACUCCGCUGUCGAGAUUUUCGAAGUCAUUGUUCUCGAUUCCACAUCAUCGUCCCUGAGCGCAUGGAUUGGGCAUGCAAAGGAGCUUCACAAGGCCCUACAUUCUUCCUCCCCUGGAUCAACCCGGAAAGACGCUCCGACCCGGCUUUUGGAACUGAUAGACGGUGGUGUCGUUUAUCAUAAAAACGGGGCCAUAGGUCUUUUGCGAUACGCUGCUGUGUUAGCUUCUGGUGGAGACGCUCACAUGGCAUCAACAAACAUUCUCGCAUGUGAUGACAUGGACGUCGAUAAUGUUGUUGGAGAUGGUUCAGGAAGUUCUGAUGGAAAUGUAAUAGAUAAUUUGUUAGGGAAGCCGAUUACUGAGUCGAGGUUUCUUGGUUUUACUCUUCGUGAUUCCUCUGUGGCUCAAUUGACUACAACUUUCCGUAUUUUAGCCUUCAUUUCAGAUAAUUCUGUUGUUGCUGGUGCUUUAUAUGAUGAAGGUGCUGUAAUGGUUGUUCAUGCAGUUCUUAUUGACUGUAAGCUGAUGCUAGAGAAGUCUUCUAACAACUACGAUUAUCUUGUUGAUGAGGGUACAGAAAUGAACACUACUUCAGAUAUAUUGCUCGAACGUAACCGUGAACAGAGCAUAGUUGAUCUUUUAGUUCCUUGUUUGUCACUCCUGAUUAAAAUGUUGCAUAAAUUAAAGGAGACAAAGGAGCAACACAGAAAUAAGAAACUCUUGAAGGCACUUUUACAUUUGCAUCGAGAACUAAGCCCGAAGUUAGCCGCAUGUGCGGUUGAAUUAUCAUACCCUUAUCCCAAUAUCGCCCUCGGGUUUGAAACCGUAUGCCAUCUUAUCGUCUCCGCACUUGCGUGUUGGCCCGCAUACGGUUGGACUCCUACUCUCUUUCAUUUUCUUCUCGAUAGUCUUCACGCUACAUCGUUGCUAGCAAUGGGUCCAAAAGAGACUAGCAGUUUGCUUUUUCUGUUGAACGAUCUGUUGCCCGAUGAAGGCGUCUCACUUUGGAAGAACGGAAUGCCAAUGCUGAGCGCCUUUCGCCAGCUGGCAGUCGGGACAUUGUUAGGCCCUGAGAAGGAAAAAGAGAUCAACUGGUACUUACAAACAGGGCAUAAGGAGAAGCUGAUUGGACAGUUGACACCAAUGCUUCACAAGAUUGUGGAGAUUGUUUUACAUUGUGCUGUUAGUGCAUUGGUUGUCAUACAAGAUUUGCUACGGAUAUUUAUCAUACGUGUGGCUUGUAUACAUACUGAUAGUGCGGUUAUACUCUUGCGGCCUAUAAUACUCUGGAUUGAUGAAUGGUUAUCCGAGUCAUCUACAAUAACCGAUACAGAUGCUUACAAGGUUUGCAGAUCACUCGAUUUUAUUGCUAGCUUACUCGAGCACCCACAUGCAAAGCCAAUAUUGUUGAGUGAAGGCAUUAUACAAUUGUUAUCUAAAGCUCUUAAAAGUUCUACCAAACUUCCGCAACUAAGUUGGUGCAUCCCUGCGUUUAGGUCAAUUUCUCUGUUAUCCGAUUCUAGGCAUGAUAGGUUCAACACAACGAAAUUGACAGCCGAUGAUUGUUCAUUGCUACUAAUCCAGCUUUUCACGCUUGUCAAGCUUCUACCAGUUGGAAAAGAGUUAGUUGCUUGUUUAUCCGCCUUUAAAGAUUUAGGUUCGUCAUCUGAAGGUCGAAGCGGUUUGCUUUCAGUUUUGUUACGUAUUCAGUCCGCAAAUAAUGACGAAUCCGACCUCGAUAGCAGACAUUUAAUAUACGAUAAUUUUGAUUUAAUCGAGUUAAAAAAGUCACCCCCGUUGCUAUUUUGCUGGAGAACUUUAUUAAACUCAGUUGAAGACGAUGUUCCGUCUACACUAACCGUUGAAGCCGUCGAGGCACUCUCGUUAGGAGCUUUGAAUUUUUGCAUGGAUAAGAGCGUGAACGUAAAGAUGGUUGAUGCAAUGAAAUACCUCUUCGGACUGCCUUGUGGUACAAGCGACCCAAAUAACAUCUCUGAAGAAAACAUCAAGUUCAUAUAUAAGUUGACGUCUUUAAUCGGUUCCAGUCAGGUUAAAGAAUAUGCAGACUCAUUGUUGCGUUUGUUGCAAACGGCUGAUGACUCAGUGAAAGACGAUGAUGCAUUUGCUAGUGUUUUUCAGUCUAUAUCGAGUGAAGGUCAACGCCCGUCAAAGAUACAAAAGAUGUCAAGUUUUAGCGUUGACCGGUUUGACCUGUUGAGUUUAAAUAGUUACGGGGACAAGUUUAUGUGGGAGUGCCCUGAAAAUAUGCGUGACCCGUUUUCUCAAAACGGGCAAUCACUUAGAAGAAAACUUACCCCAUUGGAAGGUGCAAACAGACGUCCUCGCGUUGAUAACCCUCUUGGUGAGAAUACAAGUCAAAGCGCGUUUUCCCGUGGUUCGGGCCAGUUUACAGCCCCGUCAGGGCCGACCCGUAGGGACACGUUUAGGCUUCGAAAACCCAAUACUAGCAGGCCUCCUUCGAUGCAUGUUGAUGAUUACGUUGCGCGCGAGAGGAACGAUGGCGCUACUAGUUCGAACGUUAUUGCGGUUCCGCGGAUAGGAUCCAGUAGCGGCAGACCACCGUCUAUUCAUGUUGAUGAGUUUAUGGCCCGUGAACGCGAACGGCAGAAUCCUGUGGGCCUGGCGGGAAGUCCGCAGAUGAAAAACGCACCUCCCGGUAACGAUCCCGAUGCUGAAAAGUUGAAUAAAUCCAAGAAUUUGAGGCCCGAUUUAGAUGACGAUCUUCAGGGGUUAAACAUAGUAUUUGGUGGUGAGGACUCGGGGUCGGAUGACGGACUUCCGUUUCCGCAACCGGAUGAUAAUUUACAGCAACAGCCGUCUGCUAUCGAUGACCAAAAUUCGCCUCGGUCUAUUGUUGAAGAGACUGAAAGUGAUUCGCGUUUGGGUACGCCUUUGAAGUCCGGUUUUGAUGAUAGUAGUAAUAAUAAUAUUCAAAGCGAUUUUUCAUCACGGGUAUCGGUUUCACGGCCUGAAAUGUCGUUGACACGCGAACCGAGUAUUUCUUCUGAGAAGAAGUAUUUUGAGCCAUCUGAUGAUGGGAGAAAUGGUACACCGGAUAAAUCUUUAGGGUUUUCAUCUUCGGGUAAUAUGAAGAACGUUAAAUCAUCAACACAAAGUUCGUAUCCUAACACUGGUCAUGGACCGGGUGGCGGUUAUGAACAUAAAUUUCCGAUGAAUCAACCUCCUCUUCCUCCAAUGCCGCCACCACCUACCAUUGCACCUGUAAAUGCUCGAAAUCUGGAUUCGAAUCAGCCGCCACUUCCGCCAGGAUUUCAUGGCCACUCUGACUAUUCACGGACAUCACACCCUUCUUCUGGCGGGUCGGUGAGGCCUCAGCCGCCACUUCCACCUACCCCACCGCCGUAUACUGCCGCCACCUCUCUAUCAUCUUUACGAACAUCCACACCUCCAUCUUCAGUGUAUAAUCAGUCGAAUAUCGGAUCUUCUGAAUUAAUGCAGGGUUUUGCUCCUUCAAACAUGACAAAUCUUUCUUACCCCCCACCACCGUUAAUGCCACCGAUGAUUUUCAACCGACCCGCAGUUCCGUAUAACAUUUACGGAAACACUCCGACCCCAAAUCAAGGAGAAAACCAAUCUACGCUUCCUCAAAGUUAUCCAAUGGGUUUGUCGUCUUUGCAGCCGAUGACUCAGCUGCAGCCGUUGCAACCGCCCCAACUACCUCGGCCACCACAACCGCCACCGCAGCAUCUUAGACCGCCGGUCUCGGCUUCAACACAAUCCGAUCAGAUGCAAGUGCAGCAGUUGCACAUGGUUCAACCGGGAAAUGUUUAUUAUCAAAGCAUGCAUCAAGAGAGCUUUUCGCAUGCUCAGCAACAACAGCAGCGGUUGGAUCCUCAAAUGCAAGUUCAGCAUCAACAAGGGCAAAGUAGUAAUUUACAACAGCAAGAUGCUAGUGCGUUGUCACUGCAGCAUGUUUUCAGUUCCCCUGAAGCUAUUCAGGAACUGUUGGGUGAUCGCGAAAAACUUGUCCAGCUUCUAGAACAGCACCCAAAGUUGAUGCAAAUGCUUCAGGAUAAACUACAUGGCUGAGGUCUCAAAAGAUUAUAAUACUGCUUGCGUAAUUUUUUUAAAAAGUGUUUCAACUUUUUUAAUCUUGUAACUUUUAUUGAGCAUUAGCAGAUGUAUACAUUGUUGUAAAUUGUUAUCUCGGCAUGAAUUGUAACUAUCAGCUAUGCCCUUCCAUUUUUAUUAUUUUGAUAUUUUCCA
Molecule: messenger RNA, 6614 nt
Organism: Helianthus annuus (common sunflower)
Lineage: Eukaryota; Viridiplantae; Streptophyta; Magnoliopsida; Asterales; Asteraceae
Product: protein virilizer homolog
Exons: 28
Coding region: 246-6437 (2063 amino acids)
Cellular component (GO): RNA N6-methyladenosine methyltransferase complex
Molecular function (GO): RNA binding
Source: RefSeq, a predicted model, not a curated record